UUUAGUUCGAUUUGCAAAAUAUCGUUAAUAAAAAAUAAAAUAACAUAUGUUUUACAAGCUAGCCGUUAUUUUAUUUAUAACUAUUCAGUUAUUAAUUUAUUUGCCACUGAAGUUUCUCAUCAACGCGAUCAUUAUGAGUUUGAGAGACGACGAACAAUGUAGUGAUGAUGAAGUAUUCUACGGAAAGUUAAGUCUCGGAGAACUUAAACACAUGUUUAUUAGCCACCAAAAUAAUCGACAAACUAUAGCGGCUAACGAGCACCUUGAAGAUGACAAUCAUGACACGAGCCUCAAACUUAUAUCAACUCAUUCAGAACCUGAUAUUACAUCAAACCGUAAUCAUGAAUUAUCACCUGAAAACAUUCCAAAAUCAAUGUCGAAUACAACAUUAUCCCCUGAUGAACCGAAUUUAUUCCAAAACUGGGAUGUUACAAACAGCUUCUUAAAUUUAGAAAAAAUGGUAGAAAAAUCGUGUGACACCUCAAGUAAGGAGUUUGAUAAUACUCUCGAGGAAAUAGAAUACAUUUUGAAAAACACGCCUAAAUCAAAGAAGAAAACAGCCAAUACUGAUUGCAAAGAAGCUAAGAGCAAAGAAACUGAAAUUGAGAGAAAUCAAGUUACUAACCAAGUAAAUAAAGCAAAAGUGGCUAACAAUGCAAAACUCUCAGCUGUAAUAACCCCUAUGAAGCAAGUCCAGAAAGAGAAGGAAGUAUUUGCUACACCAUCAUCUGUGCUUCAUACAAAACCCACCUUAUGUAAAACACCAGCCAACCCUUCAUUAUUCAAGAAACCAUCCACAUCCUCAGUAAAAAAAACUCCCAGCAAAAACAAUGCAUUUCAGCAUGUUGCUAGUCCUGUAGCCUAUUACAUCAACAACAGUCCACAAAUUCCAUUGAUACAGAAUGUGCAUCCUAAGAAAACUCUAUCAUCCAUUCCAAAGCUUGUGAAGAGCUCUACCUUGAAGUCAAGUAAUAAAGAGAAUGUAAAUCUUCCUUCUGUUGCAUAUAAAAGUGCAAAGAAAACUACAGUGAUUGAUGUUUCAAAUGCACCCAAGAUGCCAGAAAGUCAAUGGGCAAAGAAAUUGACUAAAUCUUUACCAAGGCCGGCAGUCAUAAAACAUACACACAGAGAGAAAGACUUCUUCAAUAAACAACUACUAAAGAAGCCAGAAGACAGUUUUGGGGACUUGUCACUCCAUCAAGCUGAUAUAUCCGUUUGCACUAAGAAAGCUGCUUUCUAAGCUUGGCCUAUUUAUUAUGUUGGUAACUGUUUGACUGAUUUAGUAUCUGUAUUUUAAUUAGUUAAUAGUUUUUUUUUGUUUUACGAAUUUAUUGUUAGAAUUGGCAUUGUUUGAAAGGUUUGAAUAAAUGUAGUUUUACUCAUUAUAAUUCAA
Leguminivora glycinivorella is the source of this 1393-nucleotide messenger RNA. RefSeq lists its product as uncharacterized. The record is from RefSeq and is a predicted model, not a curated record. Bases 47 to 1240 code for a protein of 397 amino acids. The transcript has 3 exons. NCBI's taxonomy places the organism in Eukaryota, Metazoa, Arthropoda, Insecta, Lepidoptera, Tortricidae.